AUGGCUGAUUCAAAGAACACUCCGGAGAAGACCCCUCCACAACACUUCGAGGAUACACCCACCCAAGACUCCCUAUUCAGCGCCGAUCUCAAGCAAGAUGGACUUGUCACAGAUGCGGAGUCAUCCAGCCUCGGCUCACCGACCUUUGAGGGGGUUGAUGAAAAGGCUAUCCUCCGGAAGAUGGACAUCCGUCUCAUUCCCAUGCUGAGCAUGCUAUAUCUGCUGGCCUUCUUGGACCGUGGGAAUAUCGGAAAUGCAAAGAUAGAGGGGCUUGUUGACGAUCUCCGUAUGACGGGACCGCAAUACAAUUGGACUUUGACCGUCUUCUUCUUCACCUACUGCGUUUUCGAACUUCCUAGCAACCUACUUCUAAAGAAGUUAAGACCAUCGAGAUGGCUCCCCUUGAUCAUGGUCGCUUGGGGAAUUGUUAUGACCUUGAUGGGAGUCGUCAAAGAUUACGGUGGACUACUCGCAGCUCGAUUAUUUUUGGGCAUUGCAGAAGCCGGAUUGUAUCCCGGUGUAGCAUACUACAUUACACUCUGGUAUCCACGCCAUCGAGCACAGUUUAGACAAGCUCUCUUCUUUAGUGCCGCCAGUGUUGCGGGUGCAUUCUCUGGGCUUCUUGCAUACGCUAUCGCUAAAAUGGAUGGUGUCGGCGGAUACGCUGGCUGGAGAUGGAUUUUCAUUCUUGAAGGUCUUCUUACAGUUAUUGUGGCACUCAUAGCCCCAUUUGCGAUUCACGACUCCCCGGAAACUGCCACUUUUUUGACUGAAGAAGAGCGUCGAUUUGUGAUCCACAGUUUGCGAAUUCAAAACUCGGCAGAUUCCCGCGAAAUUGAUCAAACGAAUGAUAAGUUCGAAAUGCGCUAUGUCAUCGAUGCUUUCACCGACUGGCAAAUUUGGUUGGGUCUAUUCGUGUACUGGGGUAUCACUUGUCCGCUAUACGGCAUUUCCCUUUUCCUUCCUUCAAUCAUCAAGGACCUAGGCUAUAAGGCUUCAACUGCCCAGCUCCUUACAGUACCAAUUUAUAUCACUGCAGCGGUUAUCGCUGUUAUUGCAGCCUGGGUAUCAGACAGGCGCAAGCAGCGAUCCCCAUUCAUUCUCUUCUUUAUGGGCAUGAUUGGUAUCGGCUUUAUCAUCUGUCUCGCGUCUACUGGUCGGGGAGUCCCAGGUGUUAUGUACUUUGGUAUUUUCCUGGCGGUUGUCGGAAUUUAUCCAGCAUUCCCCGGAAACGUCACAUGGCUCAGUGUGAAUAUGGCAGGCGACUACAAGCGUGCUGCCGGCAUGGCUAUUUACAUCGGAGUAGGCAACCUGGCAGGAGCUAUGUCCUCAAACUUCUACCGUGCUCAAGAUGCGCCGAAUUACAUCCUUGGUCACUCUCUUGAACUUGCAUUCGUUGUCGUGGGCAUGACAGCAGCUGUCAUUCUACGUAUGGCAUACCAGCGUGUUAACCGGAAGCGGGAUGCCAUGGAUCCUUCGGAGUAUCCUGAGAAUCCCGACUCGCUGGGCGAUCGCUCUCCGUUCUUUAGAUACAUGCUUUGA
Penicillium roqueforti is the source of this 1542-nucleotide messenger RNA. Its product is annotated as allantoate permease family MFS transporter. Gene Ontology annotation, biological process: transmembrane transport. The record is from RefSeq and is a predicted model, not a curated record. The transcript is spliced from 9 exons. Lineage: Eukaryota; Fungi; Ascomycota; Eurotiomycetes; Eurotiales; Aspergillaceae. Gene Ontology annotation, molecular function: transmembrane transporter activity. Gene Ontology annotation, cellular component: membrane. The coding region runs from base 1 to 1542 and encodes 513 amino acids.